Messenger RNA from Chrysochloris asiatica (Cape golden mole), 1668 nucleotides. It is a transcript of the gene SOWAHA, whose product is annotated as sosondowah ankyrin repeat domain family member A. NCBI's taxonomy places the organism in Eukaryota, Metazoa, Chordata, Mammalia, Afrosoricida, Chrysochloridae. Gene Ontology annotation, molecular function: protein binding. The transcript has a single exon. The coding region runs from base 1 to 1668 and encodes 555 amino acids. The record is from RefSeq and is a predicted model, not a curated record.
AUGGCGCUUGCUGCAGCAGCAGCCGCAGCCGCCGCGGCCGCCGGGGUGAGCCAGGCAGCAGUGCUAGGCUUCCUGCAGGAGCGCGGCGGGAAGGUACGCAAGUCUGAGCUGCUGAGCCGCUUCAAGCCGAUGCUGGAUGCUGGCGACCCGCGUGGUCGCGCUGCCCGCAGAGACCGCUUCACGCAGUUCGUCAACAAUGUGGCGGUGGUGAAGGAGCUGGACGGCGCCAAGUUCUUGGUACUGAGGAAAAAGCCGCAGCCCCCUGAAGGACCUCAUCCUCUACCCUCCUGCACCCCUAGCAUUCCCGUCCCGGUGUUAGAUGUCACUGCCAUCUCACUGGGGGCAACCACCGGUCGGGGAACUUCAUCUUCGCCAUUGCCCGAACGGUCAGAGGAGCCACCAGACGACCUGGAGUCACAGGGUGCCCCCGGGAAUCGGGUCCCUGAGCCGGCUCAGCCUAAUGAAGACCUAGGGCGCUUAGACUCGUCCCACCAGCCAAAGGUUCCCUCCUCUGAGCUAGUCCUGCCUUCCAAGGGACUAUCUAUCGACGUGACCCAACCAUCUGCUGCGCACUCGGAGGCUACCUCGCCGACAAUUCGGGAACCUUGGCCCGGGUUGGCCAAAGGGCUGCCGCCACUCGCGCCGCGCGCGCCGCAGCAGAAACCCUGCAUGCUGCCGGUGCGCUACGUCCCGGGUCCCGCGCUCCGGAUCAGGACCGAGGAGCAGGGCCUGCGCAGGCAGCUGUCGGAGGAGCCCAGCCCGCGGGGCUCCCCACUACUGCGGCGUCGGCUCUCGGUGGAGGAGUCCGGCCUGGGCCUUAACCUGGGCCCAGGACGUUCCCCGCACCUGAGGCGCCUGUCGCGCUCAAACCCGCGCCUGCUGAGCCCCGACGCUGAGGAGGUGCCUGCCCCACCGCAGCCGCCGCCGCUGCCUGCCCUGCCCCUGGAGCCGGCGGAGCACGAGUGGCUGGUGCGGGCGGCCAGUGGCCGCUGGACUCACCAGUUGCAUGGGCUGCUGCUGCGAGAUAGCGGCUUGGCAGCUAAACGCGACUUCAUAUCUGGCUUCACCGCCCUACACUGGGCUGCCAAGAGUGGGGACCGUGAGAUGGCACUGCAGCUGGUGGAAAUCGCACGGCGCGGAGGCGCGCCGCUCGACGUGAAUGCGCGUUCGCAUGGCGGCUACACGCCACUUCACCUGGCGGCGCUGCACGGCCAAGAGGACGCCGCGGUGCUGCUGGUGGCUCGUCUCGGGGCGCAGGUGCACGUGCGAGACCACAGCGGGCGGCGAGCCUACCAGUACCUGCGGCCCGGCUCCUCAUACGCGGUGCGCCGCCUACUCGGCGACCCCGGUCUGCGCGACGCGACAGAGCACAAUGGCUUUGGCAGUGGCGGUAGCCUUGCGGUCCGGCGCCCGGUGCAGGUGGCCGCCACCAUCCUCAGUUCCACCACCAGUGCGUUUCUGGGCGUCCUCGCUGACGACCUGAUGCUCCAGGACCUGGCGCGAGGCCUGAAGAAGUCCGGCUCCUUCAGCAAGUUUUUGGGCGCAUCGCCCAUGGUUCCACGCAAAAAGACCAAGACCCGCAGCGGCCUUCCGUCAUUCUCAGAAUCUCGUCGAGGCACUCCAGGGCCAUUAGCCGGGCUAGUGCCCAGCCUACCCCCCACAACCUGA